AUGGCGAAAAAGAAAAAUAAGGGAAAUGGAGGAAACAACAACAGCAAUGGAGCAACAAAGGAAAAUGGAGAAAACAACAACAAUGGAGGAAAGGAAAAUGGAGAAAACAAUGACGAUAACAAGAACAACAACAACAACAACAACAACAAUACGGUGUUGAAAGUUUCUAUGCAUUGUGACGGUUGCGCUUCCAAAAUCAUCAAACACCUUCGUUCCAUCAAAGGUGUGGAGUCUGUGAAAGCAGAUAGUGAGACCGGAAAAGUCACCGUCGUCGGAAAAGUGGACCCUGUGAAAGUGAGGGACAAUCUCGCGGAGAAGAUAAAGAAGAAAGUGGAACUCGUUUCUCCACAGGCCAAGAAAGAGAACAAGAAGGAAACGGAAACAAACAAUAAUUCCGACGAGAAAAAGAAGACCGAGGAGAAAAAUUCCAAAGAUAAAGAGUCGGUUACUACUUCUGUGUUGAAAAUGUUGCUGCACUGCCAAGGAUGUAUUGACAAAAUUGGCAAGAUUGUGUUGAAAACAAAAGGAGUGCUUGAAAUGGCUAUUGAUAAGGAGAAGGAUAGUGUGACUGUAAAGGGAACAAUGGAUGUGAAAAAGUUGGUUGAGAAUUUGCAAGAGAAGCUUAAGAGAAAAGUUGAGGUUGUCCCUCCUAAGAAAGACAAGGAAGGUGGUGGUGGUGGUGAGAAAGAAGGAGGUGGUGGAGGUGGAGGAGGGAAGAAAAAGAACAAGGGUGGUGGUGGUGGUGGUGGUGGUGGUGGAGGUGGUGAUGGAGGAGAGGGGGGAGAGAAUAAUAAUAACAAGGAAGGAGAAGUUAAGAAAAUGGAGUAUAUGAUUCAACAGCCUUUUGGAUAUUAUGGUUAUGGAAAUGGAAACUAUGAGGGAUAUAAUGAACAAAUUUACCAAAAUCUGUUACAUAUUCAUAUGAAUACUCAACCACCACAAAUGUUCAGUGAUGAGAAUCCUAAUGCUUGCAAUGUCAUGUGA
This is a messenger RNA of Vicia faba (fava bean), 984 nucleotides long. The record is from the annotation of a GenBank genome assembly. NCBI's taxonomy places the organism in Eukaryota, Viridiplantae, Streptophyta, Magnoliopsida, Fabales, Fabaceae.